GCCUUUCGCAGACCUGAACCCAGCAAGUUGCCACGUGAUCGCGGCUGGGGCGGGGCUUGGAGAAAGAGGGGUCUGGCUGUGAACAUGGCGGCCUGUUAGUGCAAUGACCGUGUGACAGAAAAAAAAAGUCCUCUGCCAUCUGGUUGUUCAUUAAGCUGUUUUCGAGUUCUAUCUAUUGAGCGACACCCAGACCCAGUUACCACCCAGCUUUCCUGAGUGCAUGUUAUCCAGUGAUCCAUUCCAGCUUUCUCAGGCUCCUGAAUGUCAAAUCACCCAGAUGAGCUCCCCCGUGGUGAUCCGCCAAAGCAACAUGAAGACCAAGCAUCUUUCUCAAGACGUGCGGCAAAGAGUUGUAGCGCUCCACAAAGCUGGAGAAGGGUAUAAAAAAAUUUCAAAGGCACUGACUCUCCACGUCAGCACAGUGCGCAGUAUCGUUAUAAAAUGGAAGACCCACCAGACUACCGAGACUCUUCCCAGAUCAGGUCGCCCUCCUAAACUGUGCAACCAAGUACGCAGAAAGUUAGUUGAGGAUAUUGUACAGCAGCCAUUGACGACUCUGAGAGACCUUCAGAAUUCAGCUUCUGAGAUGGGAGUCCAUGUUCACACAUCAACUAUAAGUCGUUCCUUACACAAAGGCCGUACUUGUUACAUGGCAUCCGAUGAUAAACUGGAGACCUCUCCACCUGUCCUCUACCCAAUGUCCACUCAGACAAUGGAGGCUACAAUGUCCUAUGAGGCUGUGGUCCCUCACUGGUUCUAUGCCAGGGCAGAGGAGGGCAGAAGCUCCUGGAACCCCUUCAGCAAAGAGGACUCUGACAUGCUAGAGGCAGCGUUCUGCUCUGGUACCAAUCCAAACAGCAUUGUUGUACCCGUUUGUGGCGGGCGGUAUGACGUUUAUCUGGGAAGUCGCAGGCGCCUGUCUGUCUACUGGGAUGAGGAGGACUCCAUAGUCCAGAGAUGCACCUGGUUCUACAAAGGGGACAAGGACAGUAGAUAUGUUCCCUAUCCGGAGAACUUCAGUGAAAUAUUAGAGGAUACCUACAUGCAGGCGGUUACACAAAAUGAGUGGAAGAAGAGACUGGAAUCCCCGACUAGAGACCUUAUUAUCUUACAUAAUCCCAAGCUAAUGGUUCACUACCAGCCAUCAGGAAUAACAGAUGAAUGGGGGGCCACACCGAGCGAGCAGGGUCGGCCUCGAACUGUAAAGAGAGGAGUAGAAAAUAUCUCCGUGGAAAUACCUCAAGGUGAGCCAACCCAGAUUGACCACUUGGUCUUCAUGGUUCACGGUAUCGGACCUGCCUGUGACUUGCAGUUUCGCAGCAUUGUGCAGUGUGUGAAUGAUUUCCGUCUAGUGUCUUUGAAUCUGCUGCACGCACACUUUAAGAAAUCCUUAGAACAAGGACAGAUCGGACGGGUCGAAUUCCUCCCUGUGAAUUGGCACAACGCUCUGCAUGCCGAUGCCACUGGAGUAGACAAUGACAUCCAGAGGAUUACACUGCCCAGUAUUUGUCGCCUUCGUCAAUUCACCAAUGAGACGUUACUGGACCUGUUUUUCUACAACAGCCCAACUUAUUGCCAAACCAUAGUGAAUACUGUCUGCGGGGAGAUGAAUCGCAUCCACAGGCUUUUCCUGGAGAGGAACCCUACAUUCAAAGGGCGGAUCUCGUUCACCGGUCACAGUCUGGGAUCUCUCAUUCUGUUUGAUCUACUCACCAAUCAGGUUGAUCCCACAGGAAACACCCCGGUCAAAACUAAGACUUCUGUACAGAGAUCAGAACCACAGACCAACAAGCAGACACUGAAAGACGUCUUGAAGGAGCUGGAGCUGGAGGAGCUGAUCAGUGUGUUUGAGCGGGAAAUGAUGGACAUAGAUGCCUUGGUUUUGUGCUCUGAGCAAGACUUAAAGAAUCUGGACGUUCCUUUGGGACCAAGGAAAAAAAUUCUUAACUAUAUAAAAUGCAGGAGAGAUCGCAAGGUAACUGACACCAACAGCACAGCUCCGGAAUCCUCCCAUAACAAUGACCUCACUCCACCUCCGCUCACCUCUGGCACCACUUUCAGUAUGGUCAAUUACGAAUACUUUGAUGUAGGAAUUGGACAGGUCCGGAUCAAUUACCCACAGUUCAGUUUCCACCCAGAGAUUUUCUUUGCCUGGGGCUCCCCCAUUGGGAUGUUUCUUACCGUACGGGGUUUGAAGAGGAUUGACCCCAAAUACCAGUUCCCUACAUGUAAACGUUUCUUUAAUAUCUACCAUCCUUUUGAUCCAGUGGCGUACAGGAUUGAACCCAUGGUUCUGAGGGACGAGGAGUUCGAACCAAUGCUGAUCCCUCACCAUAAGGGCAGGAAGAGAAUGCAUCUAGAAUUGAAAGAAGGACUAACACGUAUGGGUACAGACCUUCUGGGGUCUCUUCGGGUAGCCUGGCAGACAUUCACCCGUCCCCCGGUGCCUACCUUACCACCGCCGACUGCAGAAGUUGCUGAGUUGCCUGUUUCUGACAUCCCGCCUGUCGCAGAAGCCUCACCUGUAGCGUCAGAAGACGAGGUUUCGGUGAAAGAGGAUCCGAUACAGCUCGACGUGGGGAUGUUAAAUGGCGGUCAGCGAUUUGACUAUGUUCUCCAGGAGAAACCAAUCGAGAGCUUCAACGAAUAUCUAUUUGCACUACAGAGUCACUUAUGUUACUGGACUUCAGAAGACACUGCCUUGCUGUUUCUCAAAGAGAUAUAUCAAACAAUGGGAGUGAGCAUGGAUCAACCUCUUCAGUAAUAGUACAACUGGCACAGGAGGCCUCACAAAGACUCUGGGUGAACUGAACCUGUGUAGUGGGAAGAUGUUAUCGGAGGGGUAUCUAUGAGCCUGGGCUUCCACCUUAACCUAAAUAUAUUGAGCUGUGGUGCUUUAUAGAUAGUCAAAGGUUUCUGUUGUUUGAGAUCUCCAGCUCAAAGCUUACACUACUGGGGUAUGAAAGGGAUGGUCUAAUGACAUUAUCAAAAAACUGUGGCUCCCUGUUCUGGAGGGGGCUGAUAUGUUUAAAAUCCAUACGCACGCCUUGAAUUCAAUUUUCCUCAAGAAAAUGAGGCACUUAUAUAUUUUUUAUUAAAAGGGGUACUCCACUACUUUAAAACGUAUCCCCUAUCCAAUAGGAUAAAUCUCCGGAACGGGGCCCUGUCUCUCCCUAAACAUUAAGCAACAUGUUGGCACGCACUUCAUGCAUUCUUUACGGGAGCCAGGAGCUAAAUGAAUCCCGUACUCUGGUAUCUUCAGUGCUCCCAUAGACAGUGCUUGCACAAGGAGUGACAGGGGCCCCUGUGAGGUGCAAAACUGCACCCCAUGCAUUUCUGCCUCGGCCCCUCCCCUUAGCUGUCCUGAGAUUUCCGAACAUACAGCGAGUGGAGGGAAGGCGGAGCCUCCCAGGACGCAGUUCUGCACCUCCCUCCCCGCUCCUUGACGUAGAUUUUGACAGCUGUGAAAAUCUACUUCCAGGGAACUGUGUGAGUGGGGCUGUGCACCUCCCUCAGGAGGAGAGGGAUUCCCACAGCCCCCUGGACAUAGAUUUUCACAGCUGUCAAAAUCUACUGCCUGGAUCGGGGGAGGGAGGUGCAGAACUGGGGAUGAUUUCCAUAAGUGUUUUUGGGGAAAA
Molecule: messenger RNA, 3638 nt
Organism: Hyla sarda
Lineage: Eukaryota; Metazoa; Chordata; Amphibia; Anura; Hylidae
Gene: DDHD2
Product: DDHD domain containing 2
Exons: 19
Coding region: 221-2764 (847 amino acids)
Cellular component (GO): COPII-coated ER to Golgi transport vesicle
Molecular function (GO): metal ion binding; triacylglycerol lipase activity; protein binding
Source: RefSeq, a predicted model, not a curated record